UACAUGACACUUGACAGUGAUGGAAGAUCAAUAACCUUUGCAUUCUUGAGAUAUUUUUGUAUAAAAAUUCUAUUAUUUUAACAGAAACUGUUCUAGUUUGUAAUUAAAAGUUUUCAUUAUUUUGCAAAAAAAUAUUAAAUCCUAACUUGAUAGAUAGCUUAACAUACGAACGCAGAAAAACGUAUUUGAUUUGUUUACUAAUACCGAGUUUCCGACUUUACUUUAUUUACUAAAACUGUUCUGUAAUCAUGGAUGAGAAGAACCCACUACAAAUUAGCAAAACUCCAUCUCAGGUGCCGGGGUCGAAAGAAGUAAAUAAAAGAGGGAGACCUGCUGUAAAAAAUAUUGUUAUGUUUGGCCCGCAACCUCGAUCUAUAAUGGCUCAAAUGUUAUCGGAAGCUAAGAAAUCUAAAACUAUUGUAACUGAAGAUAAGCCUGUAAUUCAAUCUGAACAAGAAACAUCACAAGAUGUAGUUGAAAUCAUUGUUUCAUGUGAUCCAAUUGAGGAACACAGGAGCUUCAAUAUAGAUGAUGACACAAAGCAUCAAACUUCAAAUCAAAAACUAGAAUGUGACUACCCCAACUGUGGUUAUUCAUGCAAAUUAUCCUCAAAUUUAAUCAAACACAAAAGAGUUCAUACAAAUGAAAAGCCCUAUUUGUGUGACAGAUGUUCAUUUAGGACGAAUUUUGUAAAUUCUUUGAAAGCUCAUAAAAGGAUACAUACAGCAGAGAGACCUUACCAAUGUGAAUAUUGUCCGUACAAAUGUAAUAGCAGUUCUAAUUUGAAAAAACAUUGUCUUCUUAAACACUCUGAAGGAGACAAGAGUAAUGAAAAAUAAUCUUAAUGCCAAUUUUUUUAAGACUGUAAUGUUAUAUUUUUAAGUAGUGAUAAGGAAAGCAAAAAGACAGUAUGUGUAAGAAUUUAUUAGUGUUGGAGUAAGUUAAGAGAUUGAUUUUUAUUGUUAUUAUUUAUUGGUAAUUAUUAGAUAAGUACUUGUGAUAAUAAACUUUUACAGAUACUGUUGACUUGCUUGUAUAGUACCCGGUAUGUAAUUUAUCAAGAUUUUGCCAUAGUGAAGGUGAGUUUGUUAAUUAUUACUUUAAUUAAUUAUUAUGUUUUUCGGCUUACUCAUGUAUUUAUUUGAAGAGAAACUGCGAGUUUCAAGGCAUGGUAGAGGCUCAUGCUUAUGAGCAGCGACCCGCGACGCGACGACUGUCGCGCUACUAUCGACUAGUCGAGUUUGCAGUGUGACCCCACGUGUUACGUGAGUAAGCCGAAAAACAUAAUUAAUAUGUAAUUAAUUUACUAUGUCUCAUGACAGUUAUAAUAUUAAUUAUUCCAUACUUUCAUUUUUAACACAAAUUCCUUUUCUUAUUACUUUAACUUUCUACCAUUAAUUAAUAGAUGUGAUUAAAACUAAAUAAUAGCUAUAUCCAUAUUUUUUAAAGUAAAAUAUUAGACAUCCGUAAAAUAAUAAUAAAAUGUGUCUAAUAAUUUUUGCGAGACAUACUACUUUAAUUAAGAAUAUAUGAGUAUUUCAUCAUUAUUUUUGUGCACAAACCUAUCUUUGCACUUGCCAGGCUAGUUGGCCU
Molecule: messenger RNA, 1593 nt
Organism: Spodoptera litura
Lineage: Eukaryota; Metazoa; Arthropoda; Insecta; Lepidoptera; Noctuidae
Biological process (GO): regulation of transcription by RNA polymerase II
Molecular function (GO): RNA polymerase II cis-regulatory region sequence-specific DNA binding; DNA-binding transcription factor activity, RNA polymerase II-specific
Source: RefSeq, a predicted model, not a curated record